UAUAAGGCAGGAAAUUACUAGCCGUUGCACACUUGCCAUUCUUUACAACCCUUUCCCUCUUUCUAACAUUCUCUAAAACAUAUAAACUAAACAAUGGGGAAACAAAAUGAAAAGUAAAUUUUUCAGUGAAAUCUCACAAAGAUUUUGUGAAGAUCUUGGGGAUUCCAAUUGCUAGAUUGCCUUUAGAUCUCCAUCAAAUCCUACAAAGAAAUCCAUGUCUGAAUCCAACUCCAAUUCUGCUUCCAAUUCCAGGAGAUGUGCAGCUUGCAAAUAUCUAAGAAGAAGAUGUUCUGCAGAUUGCAUUCUAUCUCCGUACUUUCCAGCUUCACAUCCUCAACGAUUCGCCUGCGUUCAUAGAAUAUUCGGAGCAAGCAAUGUAGCUAGAAUGCUGCAGAUACUCCCGGUUCAUCAGCGGGCGCAGGCAGCUGAAUCCAUCUCUUUCGAAGCACACUGGCGAGCUCAAGAUCCGGUGUACGGGUGCGUCAGAAUCAUCAACAUGUUGCAGCAUGAGAUCUACGAGAGCCAGCAGGAACUCGCCCGCACUCAAGCUCAGUUAGCAAUGUACACAGCACGGCAACCAACUGAAGCUUCUUCAGUCAUUGCCCAACCACAGGAAAACUUAAUUCUGGAUAAUUCGAAUUUUUUGAACUUCCAGGAUCUGCAUGAUUUGAUCUGAAUAGCAGAAAGAAGUCAAUUGUUUUUGUCUAUCCAAUUCUAGUUUCAGAUCAAUAGUGAAGGGGGGAAUUAAUUGCGAUCCUUCGUCCUUCU
Dioscorea cayenensis subsp. rotundata (Guinea yam) is the source of this 768-nucleotide messenger RNA. Its product is annotated as LOB domain-containing protein 24-like. The record is from RefSeq and is a predicted model, not a curated record. Lineage: Eukaryota; Viridiplantae; Streptophyta; Magnoliopsida; Dioscoreales; Dioscoreaceae. The coding region runs from base 215 to 676 and encodes 153 amino acids. The transcript has 2 exons.